AUGGCAAACGACGUCUUGCGGGCAGAUGCACCUCGUUUCGCAGAGCUCAUCAGUGAUGCGGCAAACGACAUGUCUUGGGCAGGUGCACACGUUUUUGCAAUACUCAGUCAUGCUGGCAUGAUGCUCGCCGGCGUUAUCUGUUUCAUGUUCAGCCCCGCUAGCUCAGAUGAUAUUGUGAGAGGCAGAGUGCCGUUUGGAAUUGCAUCGACAUUGCCCUCGGUGACCGGCAUGUUGGGCAUGAUGGGGGCAUUUCUGAACUUCGUGCUCUAUCAGUUUCUGACGCAAGUUAACCAGCCCACUGCACUUGAGUUCCCGCGACAACUUUACCACAAACGACAGAGUACCAUCCUAGGCGGACUUCUUGUUCUAUCCGUCCUCUGCGCCGGUGAUCUGGCCCUAGCAAUCAAUUUAUCUAUUGCGGCUCGACGCUAUGAACAAGUCUCGUCCGCGUUCUGGGUUAUAGCCGUCAUCGCUACUAUCGCUGUGUAA
Molecule: messenger RNA, 489 nt
Organism: Diaporthe amygdali
Lineage: Eukaryota; Fungi; Ascomycota; Sordariomycetes; Diaporthales; Diaporthaceae
Exons: 2
Coding region: 1-489 (162 amino acids)
Source: RefSeq, a predicted model, not a curated record